AACUCCCUCACUUGUUGUCCUUGAUGCUCCUUAGUCCUCAGCCUCAAGUACACACACCUUUGUUUCCUCUACCUUGCACUAUGGCAGCAGAGAUGGCUCUUGUGAAACCAAUUUCCAAUGUGAGUCCCAAAUUUGGCAGCCCCAGAAUGGGUUCACGCUCCAAAUUCAGCAGCAGCAUAAGAAUGUCUGCCACUGCCACCCCACCACCAUCCACAAAGGAAAGCAAGAAGGGGAACAAGAGUGCCAUCAAGGAGACCCUUCUGACACCAAGGUUCUACACCACUGACUUUGAUGAGAUGGAGACCCUUUUCAACACUGAGAUCAACAAGAACCUCAACCAGGCUGAGUUUGAGGCACUGCUCCAGGAGUUCAAGACUGACUACAACCAGACACACUUUGUCAGGAACAAGGAGUUCAAGGAAGCUGCUGACAAACUUGAGGGUCCCCUCAGACAGAUCUUUGUUGAGUUCCUUGAGAGGUCUUGCACUGCUGAAUUCUCUGGAUUCCUUCUCUACAAAGAGCUUGGAAGGAGGCUCAAGAAAACCAACCCUGUGGUGGCUGAGAUUUUCUCUCUUAUGUCUAGGGAUGAAGCCAGGCAUGCUGGAUUUCUGAACAAGGGUUUAUCUGAUUUCAAUUUGGCUCUGGACUUGGGUUUCUUGACCAAAGCUAGAAAAUACACAUUUUUCAAGCCCAAAUUUAUCUUCUAUGCUACAUACUUGUCUGAGAAAAUUGGAUACUGGAGAUACAUAACCAUAUACAGACAUCUCAAGGCCAACCCCGAGUACCAAUGUUAUCCCAUUUUUAAGUACUUUGAGAACUGGUGCCAGGAUGAGAACAGACAUGGAGACUUCUUCUCUGCCCUCAUGAAGGCACAGCCACAAUUUCUAAAUGACUGGAAAGCAAAGUUGUGGGCUCGGUUCUUCUGUCUCUCGGUUUAUGUCACUAUGUAUCUCAAUGAUUGCCAACGUACAGCUUUCUAUGAAGGCAUUGGACUUAACACAAAGGAAUUUGACAUGCAUGUCAUCAUUGAGACAAACCGCACAACGGCUCGAAUUUUCCCUGCUGUUCUUGAUGUUGAAAACCCAGAAUUCAAGCGGAAAUUGGACCGGAUGGUGGAGAUAAACGAGAAGCUUAUUGCUGUAGGCGAGACCGAUGACAUAUCAGUGGUGAAGAACUUCAAGAGGAUCCCACUGGUUGCAGCCUUGGUGUCUGAACUCUUGGCCGCAUACCUAAUGCCACCAAUUGAGUCAGGGUCUGUAGACUUGGCAGAGUUUGAACCACAGCUUGUGUACUGAAGUUGUGUAUAAAUUUGUUGUCCAUUUGGUCUCCAUCAUAAUGUUCAUCUUGAGUGCUACUAAUAUUGCUGCCAAAGUAAAAUAUGGUUGUACAAGACAGUGAGGAAACAUUUACCAUGAUGAGGUCCUUUUUAGUUUAAUCAUCUUUUCUCCCAACCUUCUUUUUGUAUUUCCUUUUUUGUUGUUUUAGAAGUUCAUUAGGAGUCUUAACCUUUUGAGUUACUUAUCAAGAAAUGAUUCUUUCCUCACUC
This is a messenger RNA of Cajanus cajan (pigeon pea), 1546 nucleotides long. It is a transcript of the gene CRD1, whose product is annotated as dicarboxylate diiron protein, putative (Crd1). NCBI's taxonomy places the organism in Eukaryota, Viridiplantae, Streptophyta, Magnoliopsida, Fabales, Fabaceae. Gene Ontology annotation, cellular component: chloroplast thylakoid membrane. The record is from RefSeq and is a predicted model, not a curated record. Gene Ontology annotation, molecular function: metal ion binding; magnesium-protoporphyrin IX monomethyl ester (oxidative) cyclase activity. Gene Ontology annotation, biological process: chlorophyll biosynthetic process; photosynthesis.